Molecule: messenger RNA, 1344 nt
Organism: Danaus chrysippus (African queen)
Lineage: Eukaryota; Metazoa; Arthropoda; Insecta; Lepidoptera; Nymphalidae
Source: the annotation of a GenBank genome assembly
AUGUCACAAUCAAAUCUCGCUGAGCAGUUGAUCAAGAACAUUGAAAGUACUAUUGAUGUGAACGCAUCGCCAGAACAACAGUUACAACAGUUAAAAUCCCAGCUGGCAGCACUCUCUCAACUACCCUCGAUCAUACAACAGACUGUGCAGCGAGUUAACGACAGAAUCAACAGUAUAACUCAGAAGGAACAACAGAAAAGGAUGGAAGUACAAAAUACAAGCACAACAAAUCCGGUCCAAAUAAAGAUCACUAAACCUAGCGUGAGUGAAGAUGACCUGGCCUUCGUGAAGAAGGAAGAAGUGAAGAAGAUAUUGAACACAAAGAUGAAAGAAGAGAAGAUGAAAAGGGAAAUGGAUUUUAAGAAGACAAAUCAACAAUCACGUCAAUCCGAAAAAGCAACGCCAUCUUUUGGUAGACUUCAGGAACAAUCGAGAAUAUUAUCUCGUAGGAAAUGGUACCAUACUGACGAGGUAUACGACGAAGAUAUGAUAAACGAGGCUUUACUUGGACAAGCGGAGCUUGAAGUGCUUGUUGACUUUGGCCCGACACCAGAUAAACUGACUGUUGAGAAAACCCUCAAUUACCUGAACGCUCAAGACGAUGUUCAGCAGGCAGUAUUUAAGAAUGGUGCAGUAAUGGUUGAGACAGUCCUACCAAGUUCGGUCAUCUUGGAUAUGGUGAUUAAGACAUCGGGAAAGAGGGCCGUUCUACAAGGAUUUGGAGAUAGUAAGUCAGCCGUAGCUAUGAUUUCGAGUAAGUGCACUUCGGAGCAAGUGCUCGGAGUUAUACGCUUCACACAGACAGAUGGCGUUCUGAUAGCUGAUGGCAGUGUUGACGGACUUACUCCUGGCCUACACGGGUUACAUGUACACGAGAGCGGGGAUUUGAGUAUGGGUUGUUCAUCUAUCGGUGAUCACUACAACCCUCUGUCGUCACCUCACGGAUCACCCGCCGACCCGCCGUGUGAGAGGCACGCGGGCGAUCUCGGAAACAUACACGCGGACGAACAGGGACGCGCCAGGUUCAGGAUAUUCGAUAGCUUGCUGCAGAUAGACGAGCUUCUCGGUAGAUCGGUAGCGGUCACACAACGAGCCGAUGAUCUGGGUCGAGGUUCGAGUCCCUGUUCAAAAAUCAACGGCGAUUCGGGACCGCCCAUCGCGUGCGGCAUAAUAGCUAGAUCUGCGGGUAUCUUCCAAAAUACUAAACGAAUAUGCGCCUGUGACGGCGUUGUUGUGUGGGAUGAGAAGGAUAGACCUCUAGCGGGGAAAGGAAGAAGAUUACAAAAUGAGAAUGAACAGAAUGAGAGUGGAAAGUGUGGAGGCAAGACAUGUUGUAAGGUUUAG